ACCAAACCCCAAUGUAACCAUAGUUUUAAAAAACCAAAGAUGAUGUGGAAAUAAACCGUCCAACCGUCCUAGUCCUUAAUUCAGCUACUGCAGGGACAGCUACGUAAAGAGACGCAUUUAGAAGUUAUGUCGGGAAACAGUCCGUGUUUGUAACUGUUUACAGUUUCAACUUUAAAAGUGCAAAUGUAAGUCAUUAAUAAACUGUAUGUAAAAAUAGGACGUCCUCUCUGUGUGUUAUUAUGAAGCUUCCCGACGUGCCAUUUUGGCUGCAGUGUCACUUCUAGCCAGCAGGGGUUGGUUCCAAACACCUUUUGCUUUUGGUCUUUCAUUAUAUGAAAUACUCACUUAAGAAUUUUAAUACAUACAGUACGUCAUGUUGUUUCCCCCUGAAUUACUUUCCAGUUUUAUCAGAAUGUCUUUUUAAAGUCGCCGCUUGGCAGUUUCACUGUAAAAAACACAAGGAGGAAUUAAAUCAAAUUAGUUUACUUUAACCUUACUAUUUAGUAAACUUACUUCCUUAGUAAAGUUGUACAGAUGUUACGAAAGUUUAAAAUACACAUUUGUUAACCAUGUCUCUGUACUGACAUGAGGUCAUACUGACUUCCUCAGGCUGAAUUAGUGCACGUGAAGAAAAGAAGUCGUCUGCUUGAAGCGUCGAGCGGCAGCAGCAGCAGUCUGGUAUGAAGGACAACAGUAUAAACCAGGAGUGUGUAAAAGCGCUCAGAGAGAGACUUGACAACAUCAACGUUUCUGAUUACCACGGCCUAGAAAGUCCUGGUCUAACUUGUUACUUGAACAGCAUUCUUCAGGUGUUUUUUAUGACGGAGGACUUCAGGAGGGCCGUCAACAGAUGCUACAGCAAAGAGCACACAACCAUGGACGGCCUCCUGUAUACACUGUUCAGUGACCUGGAGAGAAGUUUGGCCACAACACAUCAAGUCACAACAACUCUGGGCAUCGUUGAUGUAUUAGAGCAGCGUGAUGCUGCAGAGUACUUUGAGAGGAUUCUGUAUCUGACCAGUCCAGAGGCCUCCAAGAUAUUUAAAGGUGAGCUCCAACACAAAAUCACCUGCCUCACGUGUAAGAAGUGGAACCACACCAGGAACUAUUUCUGGAUUCUACCUCUGGCUGUGAAAAAGUCGUCUCCUCACACCUACAGUGUGGACAGAGGCCUAAGGUCGUUCUUCAGGGAGGAGACGGUCUGCGGGGAAAAUAAGAUGUACUGCAACCACUGCAGCAGCAAGAAGGACGCCAUCAUUGGCUGUGCGGUGACACAACAACCUCAGAUUCUCACACUGCUGCUGAAGAGAUUCACCUUCGACUACAGGUCCAGCUGCUUCGUCAAGCUUCACUGCAGUGUGGAUAUACCGGCAACCCUCCUGAUGGGGAACCGUAGGUACCAGCUGUACGCCCUAGUCCACCACUAUGGUUCCCUGACUGGAGGACACUACACUUCACAGGUCCAGUCCUUUGAAACUGGGGAGUGGUACUGUUUCAACGAUAACAUCGUGGAGAAGGUCCAGAAGCCCCUCUUUGAUUGUGAAAAGGCCACUCUGAGGUCAGAGUCAGCUUAUCUCCUCAUGUACAGAGCAGGUGAGUUCAAAGGUCACCUCCGCUCAUCCCAGAGACUUUUUAAAAUAAAGACAUUCUUUGAUGUUGUCCAUCAGAAAAACGUUGAUGUCUUUGUGGUUAAAGACAGAACAUUCUCUGAAGAUGCUGGGGAGGGGGAAGGACCAGGAGCUGCACUAGACCUGAAGGACGUGUUUGGUGGCAGUGGUGACCCAUCAGCAGAAGUGGACACAGAGCUUCAAACAGAAGGAGACCUGGACCACAUGGAUGUAGACCGGCCCAGACAGCGGUCUGUUUAUGAAGAACACGUUGACAACAGUGCUCCAGUACAAAACCACCUUUCUGCACAGGACCGACUAAAGCCUAGUGAUGUUUGCUGGGACAUGAUGUGUACAGACAAAAAUGACAGGCAACAAAUGACAGACGGGACAUCUAAGUGUCAGUCCAAAAGUCAAAUACAAGCAGAGAAGAACCUGCAAGGAGCUAAGAGCAAAGGUUCUCCUCCUUCAAAUGGACUCACCAAGUGUCACCUCUCACCCAGCCUGCACAGAAAACCAAAGGCCAAUGGUGAGAAACUUCUUCCAGCCAUGACCGCAAGUGAGAGGAGGAGACAUCACAGGAAGGAGAAGUCAAAGGUCAAACCGUGGAAAUAGUGGAUAGUUUUUAUCCAUCACUGCAAGCUGCUCUUUAGCACCACCAUGAGGUUGACCCUAUCCUCACAUCUGUGUUGGAUGUCCUCCUUCAGACUCAGCUCUGACCCCUGUUGACCUUGGUUCCCCAGAUAGACACAGGGAUUUCUAACCCUGUGUGUUAGCAGCAGGGAAAACGCAGGCCCACGUUUCACCUGCAAACCACACGUUGGCACCAAAACUAUUCUCUGGUCACGCGAUUGUUCCUGUGUGUUUGUAUGAACUGGAACGAACCAGUUUAUUCCACUGAGCGUUGACAAGCCUUGUUGAUCUUAUCAGAUGAUGAACACAUUAAUAUUUUUCAAUAACAGCAUUCAUAAGAACACUAGCACUAGUUACCUUGAACUACAAAGUGGCGAUGUUUUCAUAUAAAUAUAUAAAAUAAAACCAGAGUUUUGAAACCUGUUUGUCUUGACCCUGCUCUGACCCCUGCCCCACAUGUGUCAGUGUAACACUCAUGGUCCAGUUCUCCUAAAUCAGACUAUUUUGGCUCAUGAAUUAACAUCCAAUCAAAGAUCAGCAUGACGCCGCUGUGCCUGAGCCAAGCUGAGGUUCUUUCUUUUUGCAGCACACUUACAAGAAGUCAUGUGACCACACGAGGCGGGGUCAGAAAGUCCCUUCUGAUUUAAUAAGCACAACACAAAAACACAUGUAUGAGAAACGCUGUGAUGCAGGAGUGUCAGGUGGUUUCCACGCAAGAGUUGAGUGACAACAACAACAGUUGGCAAAGAUUCUGGUUCAAGUUGACCACAAAAAAUGAAACAUGACUGCUGGUGUUGAAAAUGGAACCUGAGGAAUAUGGCUGGUGAAACUUGAACUCUGUGCAGUCGUAGGUUCACGGUUGUCUCUGUGAGACGUCUCCAAGAAAACAAAACCAAACCA
This is a messenger RNA of Cynoglossus semilaevis (tongue sole), 3140 nucleotides long. RefSeq names its product ubiquitin carboxyl-terminal hydrolase 47. The record is from RefSeq and is a predicted model, not a curated record. The transcript is spliced from 10 exons. Lineage: Eukaryota; Metazoa; Chordata; Actinopteri; Pleuronectiformes; Cynoglossidae. Gene Ontology annotation, cellular component: nucleus; cytosol. The coding region runs from base 681 to 2222 and encodes 513 amino acids. Gene Ontology annotation, molecular function: cysteine-type deubiquitinase activity. Gene Ontology annotation, biological process: protein deubiquitination.